AUGAAAGAUUAUUUUAAAAAACAAAACCCAUCUUCUUUUUCAUUUUUGAAUUUUUUAUGUUUUAAAUUGUUAUAUGAGAACGAGAGCGUGAAUUGGAAAUCGAAGAAAAAAGAGUUCAAGUUGUAUUGUCGAGAUUUAAAUUACCUUCGGGACCAAGUUGUAAAUGAAGAUUUAAGAGAAAAAUGGAGUGAACUCAUUGAAUCCCAGGUAUGGCAUCUCUUUUGGGAUCCUAGUACGGCUUGCUUUGCUCGUGAUCCCGAGGGGAUCCUAGUACGGCUUGCUUUGCUUGUGGUCCCAGGUACGGCGUGCUUUGCUCGUGAUCCCGAGGGGAUCCUAGAAGAGAAAGACUCUCAAGAAGUUCAGACGUUAUGGAAGGGUGUGAUGAGCAAUACCGGCGGAAUAACCUUUUACUACUUCAUGGAUGAUCUCAAAAAAGAUUGGAACAUAAUAUGGAAACUGUCUUAG
Messenger RNA from Funneliformis mosseae, 465 nucleotides. NCBI's taxonomy places the organism in Eukaryota, Fungi, Glomeromycota, Glomeromycetes, Glomerales, Glomeraceae. The record is from the annotation of a GenBank genome assembly.